This is a messenger RNA of Morone saxatilis (striped sea-bass), 1110 nucleotides long. RefSeq names its product ankyrin repeat and EF-hand domain-containing protein 1-like. The transcript has 4 exons. Gene Ontology annotation, molecular function: protein binding. Bases 1 to 750 code for a protein of 249 amino acids. The record is from RefSeq and is a predicted model, not a curated record. Lineage: Eukaryota; Metazoa; Chordata; Actinopteri; Moronidae.
AUGUGGAACAAGUUCAGUGUCCUGUUCAGGAACCCUUUAAACACAACCGUGAUAAUACUUGUUCUUGGCAGGGCGGAUGUGAAUGUGUGUGACCAGUUCUUCUGGACGCCACUGCACCAUGCGGCUCACGCUGGCCAAGUUGAACUUAUUGAACUUCUGGUGGAGGCCGGAGCCAUUAUAGAUGCCCAAGCCCUCAGCGGAGGCACGCCCCUCAUGAGGGCCAUUGAGAGCUCUCGACCCUCCUGUGUGGACUUCCUCAUCAAGGCGGGUGCUAAUGUCAAUGCAGAGAACAAGAAAGAACAAAACUGCCUCGACAUCGCCAGAGCUUUUGCAGACUCCAGAAUAAUUGACUUGGUCAAAGACAAGAUGGAUUCUCUGCCUAAACCAAAGGAAAAUGCAAAGGGAAAGGGGGGCAAAACUCAAAAGCCCAAACCUGCUAAAGGAAAGGUCAUUUCUGCCGAAGGGGCAGGGAGAUCGAGUGCAACAACAGGAAGGACUUCACCACAGAAGGAUUCCAAGAGCGUGAUCCUGCAAAACACCAGGAUCACUACGGGGAAAACCAACACAGUGGAUAUCACCUUUGUGCCAAAAACGGUUUGGGGGAAGCCACCCACCACCAGCCAGCUGAUGUCAAAAAUAGAAAGACGAAAGGAGCUCUUAUCCCUCGAGUUGGACUUUGAUGACUUCAUGAUGCCUUUCAGCCAGAACAUCCAGAGGAAAACGCUGGGCCUGGCAAAAACAACAGACUAGAGCAAAAGGAGGUUAGGCAGAGAGAGACACUAUAGCCUGUUACCUGAGCUGGCUGGCCACCUGUAACGGUUAUGGACACUGCAUUUAUUUUGGAUGGAUCUGUUUUCAUCACUGCUGCUUUAAUCAACUGGACAUUCUUAUCAUCUAGUAUCAGAACUUGCAACAUCAAUAGAUAGUCAGAAAUUGUCAGUAGGAUUGUACAUGUAUAAUUUCAUCAAUCAAACUUACCAAUGGUAGUAUGUGCUGUUAUUAAUGAUCAACUAUUUCUUACAUUUCUCUUUGAAAAUAUUUAUUAUAUGCACACAAUGAAGUACUGUAUACCCACUCAGGGGUAAAGCAAAGCAAAACUGGACAGAUAUA